Messenger RNA from Exophiala bonariae, 2574 nucleotides. RefSeq lists its product as uncharacterized. Gene Ontology annotation, biological process: DNA-templated transcription; regulation of DNA-templated transcription. Gene Ontology annotation, molecular function: DNA binding; DNA-binding transcription factor activity, RNA polymerase II-specific; zinc ion binding. The transcript is spliced from 4 exons. NCBI's taxonomy places the organism in Eukaryota, Fungi, Ascomycota, Eurotiomycetes, Chaetothyriales, Herpotrichiellaceae. Bases 1 to 2574 code for a protein of 857 amino acids. The record is from RefSeq and is a predicted model, not a curated record.
AUGCCUGGCAUACUACCGAUGAAGAUGAUUCGGGUGGGCAGUGCUGCGCAAAGUCGCAUUGCCCAGGCCUGUGAUAGAUGCCGAAGCAAGAAGAUUAGAUGUGAUGGUGUACGACCGACAUGUACUCAAUGUUCCAAUGUCGGCUUCGAAUGCAAAACCAGCGACAAACUGAGCCGGAGAGCCUUCCCACGUGGCUACACAGAGUCAUUGGAGGAUCGAGUAAGAGGGCUCGAAGCUGAGGUACGAGAGUUGAAGGACUUGUUGGACGAAAAGGACGAAAAAAUCGAUAUGCUUUCGAGAAUCCACAGCUUUUCACCCCCCUCAAGAAAAUGUUCCACCUCGCUUUCACCAGCACAUGCUGCACAAGUCAAGGCUGAAGUCGAAUCUUCUCGCGAAGAAGUUCUUUAUGUCGAAAUUCCUGCUCCUGUAUCACCAAGAGCCACCUCCACCGGGUCCUCAACAACACCCGCCUUUAUCCAAGCAUUUGACCAAAAAGUCCAAGAUGCCGGACGACAAGUCACUGGGCUUUCAUCAUCAGGCCUUCACAAGGCCAUUCAACCCACGAAACCGACCAUUAAUGCAAAAGUCCCCCCAAGGAUCCUGUCAGACCAAUAUAUCAAUCUCUUUUUCCAAGAGUGGCAGCCUCUACUACCAGUUCUCCAUCGCCCAACUUUCCUUAGAGUGUACGAACAAUAUCUAGCCCAUCCUGAGGCUGGAAAUUGGCAAAGCAACAAGCAGGCCUUAGCACAAUUGUUCCUCAUUUUCGAAAUCUCGGCCCUCUCAUCGAUGACGACGCCCAAGAAAAGCUGUCCGUCCUAUGAGAGCCAAUGGCGAAAGGCAUUAUACUCGACCUCUUCCAGCGCAUCCCUUGCGACGUUACAGUGUCAUGUACUGGCACAAAUAUGCUAUCUAUUGCGCGCCGAUUAUACCCAUCUUGCCCGCCAUCGAGGUAUUGCUGUAACCAUGUGCCACGAGCUGGGUCUUCAUCAAGACCAGAAGUACCAUAGUUUAUCAGUGCUAGAAGCUGAGACUAAGAAGAAAGUCUUCUGGUCGCAGUAUGCUCUGGAUAAAUUCACUUCUGCUGCCACUGGUACACCGAUGCUACUCCGCGAUGAUGAUAUUACCACAGAGUUUCCUGCUGAUGUCGACGACGAGAACCUCAGCUCACAGGGAUUCUCACCAACCCUUCCCGGCGAGCUGACCAAAAUCUCCAGUGCACUUUCCCUUUUCCGCGUAUCCAAAAUCAUGUCCAAAGCUCUUGAGGGUCUUUAUCCUGCGAAAUCCAGUUAUCAGCUGUCUCUCACUAAGCUACAUGCUUUGUCUGAUGAGCUUGACCAGUGGUCUGAAGAACUGCCUGAUCACCUUCGCCUGCGAUUCUGUAAUGAUAAACCUUCCACCAAUCUCAUCAGCUGCAGAUCACCUUUGUUGUCCAUUGCCUACUUUUAUACCAGAAACUUGAUUCAUCGACCACUGCUCUGCCAUGGGUCAGGAAGCGCUGCAUCAGCUGCUGGCAUCGUCCUUGCGGCUGCUGGGAAGCACAUCCUGCAGAUUCUAGAUUUACUUGUUGAGAGGCGCAUGAAUUACACCUUCCCAAUGAACAAGACCGACCUACUACUGAACUCUGGAUUCUCCAUCAUGUGGCAAUCGCUCGACCUGGAGGAUGACAGCAAGCUCGUCAAAGAUAACCAAAAGUCAUUGACACUACUUUUGACCCUGUUGAACACUGAAAAUCAGGCUGCAGCUUUUGAAUUGCGAAAAAUGGCUCAGUGUUUGGUAACCAUAGAAGGACACCCGGCUCCAUCACCAGCACUUUCCCCCGCGACUUCAUCGCGCGCAAGCCCGGCAUCAAUGGCAGCUCCAAAUGAUGCAAAGUCGAAAUCUACCAGGAAGCAAUUGCAAGCAAUUGCAUCAAAAUGGUCAACUUUCAGCAACAAAGGUAAAGCCGAAGACGUCCCAAGACGAGCAACUGUUCCGCAGACCAAUUCGGCUGCCAGAAGCCCUGCACAUCGCGCCAGCAGCACAGUGAGCUUGUCAUCUACCAGAUCAGCUCCAGUGCUACCAGUGAAUACUGCUGAUCCAACCCAAUUGUCGGCCACCAACUCCAUCGACACUUCGGCGAUUAAUCUCGACUACAUGCCUCUUGGCGACGAAUUCGGGAAUUCGCACACGAGAACCUCUUCCAGCACCAUGCUUCCUCCUCGCAAGCAACAGACACCAAAUCUGACGGAUGCCAGCUGGGAUCAGCUCCUCAACAAUUUCGACGGUAGUCAGAACGCCUUGUAUUCUGAUAUGAAUAUUGGUGGGCAGACGUUGUAUCAACCGACUAGCAAUGAUUGGGUCCCAGAUGCCUGGCAUCUCUCACCCAUGGAUUUUAACUCCAAGGUCAAUGUGCCACAAAGCCUACUCAGCUUCUCGGAAGAAUCGCUUACCAGUGGCGACGAUUUUUUAUUCUCGGCGCCACCCAGUAACAACGGAUCUACGGCACCGGGCGAAAAUUUCGACAUCGCGGACAGAUAUCGAGGGAUCACGAUCCCGGUCGACGACGAAUUUGACUUUCACGAGGUUGAGGCAUGA